GCUCUCCUCUCUUCCUCUUCGGGUGUUUCCGGACGCGGCGUUAAAUCCCCGCCCCGCUUCAUUCCUGCGUUGUUUGGGGGACAGUAGGAAGAUGGCGGCGGCCCCGCUGUACUGUGUCUGCCGGCAGCCCUACGAUGUGAGCCGGUUUAUGAUCGAGUGCGACAUCUGUAAGGACUGGUUUCACGGCAGCUGUGUGCAGGUAGAAGAGCAUCAUGCUGUGGAUAUUGAUGUCUACCACUGUCCCAACUGUGAUGUCGUACAAGGACCCUCCCUGAUGAAAAAGCGCAACAACUGGCACAGGCACGACUACACGGAGCCAGACGAUGGAUCAAAGCCAGUGCAGGCUGGCACACCAGUAUUUAUCAAGGAGCUCCAGAACAGGACCUUCGCCAGUGGUGAAGAGAUCCUCAUGCGGAUGAAGGGUGAGCAGGUGACACCCAAGUAUCUGGAGAGACACGGCUUCAACUACCCCAUAGUGAUCACAGAGAUGGAGGGCCUGGGACUCAAACUACCACCUCCUACUUUCUCCGUCAAAGACGUGGAGCAGUAUGUGGGUGGCAACAAAGUCAUCGACGUGAUAGAUGUGGCGCGGCAGGCGGACAGCAAGAUGAAGCUCAGCGAGUUUAUCAAGUAUUUCACCAAACCACAUCGACCCAAGGUCCUCAACCUCAUCAGCCUGGAGUUCUCCGACACCAAGAUGUCAGAGUUGGUGGAGGUUCCUGACGUGGCUCAGAAGAUGUCCUGGGUAGAGAACUACUGGCCCGACGACUCCUUCUUCCCCAAGCCCUUUGUCCAGAAGUAUUGCCUAAUGGGAGUCAAGGACAGCUACACAGAUUUCCACAUAGACUUUGGAGGCACCUCGGUCUGGUACCAUGUUCUCUGGGGGGAGAAGAUCUUCUACUUGAUCAAGCCCACUCCCGCCAACCUUGCACUAUACGAGGCAUGGAGCUCCUCGCCCAAUCAGAGUGAAGUGUUCUUCGGGGACAAAGUGGAUAAGUGUUACAAGUGUGUCGUGCCCCAAGGAACCACCCUGCUCGUCCCUACAGGCUGGAUCCAUGCUGUUCUCACCUCUCAGGAUUGCAUGGCGUUUGGAGGGAACUUCCUUCACAACCUCAAUAUUGGCAUGCAGCUCAGGUGUUAUGAAAUGGAGCGUCGUCUGAAAACCCCAGACCUCUUCAAGUUUCCGUAUUUUGAGGCCAUCUGUUGGUAUGUGGCCAAGAACCUCUUGGAAACACUAAAAGAGCUACGAGAGGACAACUGUCCUCCACCGACCUACCUAGUGCAGGGAGUGAAGGCUUUAAUCAGUGCACUGAGGACGUGGCUGAAACGAGAGGUGACUGAGCCCAGCAGUGAGGUACCAGACCAUAUCAGGCCUAACCAUCUCAUUAAAGAGCUGACUAAGGAAAUCCGCUACCUGGAGGAGGAACCAGUCGGUGGUAGCAAGCCAGUGAAAUCGCAGGGAAGUGGAUGUGGACUACCGUCUGGAUCAAACGGCUGCCCGGCCACCCGCUCCACGCUGGAGAGGCUGUGUCAGGCCCGGCGGGCGAGAAGGGCGGCGAGGCGGCUGAGGGAGCAGCAGCGGCACGCCCCCAAAGUGCCCUCCAACCUGGACAUCUUAGAGCGGCACACCAGGGAGGUGCUGAGGAGGCUGGAGGUGGGACCGCUGGAGGAGGAUGCGGCGUUCUGCGCGAAGGUUCACGGGAAGCUCAACAAAGUGUCGACGGCGUCGGCUGCUGCUGAAUCUCUAGACGACAACCACCUACGGCUAAUGCUGGUCAACGGCAGGAUUAUCAGCAGAGACAUGAGGCGGCCAGGCGGCAGCCCGGUGAAGACGGAGGGUGAACGGUCACCUGUUCAAGACCCACCAAAGAGUUACGUGGACGUGAAGUCGGAGAGGACACACGACAGUGAAGAGCAGCACAGCGCAGUGGAGACACCUGCAUUCUUCAGAGGUCUGGAGAGGGUGAAGACUGAACUCAGGGAAGAAGUCUCAGGACACUCCAGUGUGUCAGACACGGAGUCAGACAGUGACUCUCCCACAGAGCAUAAAGCGUCUUCGUCGUCCUCGUCUGACGAGGAUUCAGAGAGUUCCCAGGAGGAUGAGGAGGAGGAGGACAAAGAGGAGGAGAGGGGCUCGUCUAAGCAGCAGAAAGGCUCAGGGCACACCAUAGAGCUGGACCACUCUGGCCAGAAACUCAGGCACAAACACAAACCACUCAAACGAGAACGUCCUACCUCACCCAGCACAGAAGAGGCCAUUCAGGGGAUGCUGUCUAUGGCUGGUCUGCUGUGCUCCUCCAAGCCGGAGAAGGUAGCCUCAUCCCAGGAGCCCUGGUGGUCCGGCUCGGGCCAGUGCUCGCCGCUGGAGCAGAGGGAGGAGGCGCAGCACCAGCACCGACUGCAGGGGGACUCGAGCCCGAUGGACAGCCAGGGCAACAGCAGCGAGGCCUGGGACAAUCAGGGGCUCCCCAGCCCUCUCAGGCGGAACCACGGCAGCAGCCCAGAGACAGAAUACCAGUACUGUGACCCCUCAAUGUCUCCGCCGCUGCACCCCUCCAAGAGACACGCCCCAAACCCCCCGCCUAUCAGCAAUCAGGCCACGAAAGGCAAGCGGCCCAAAAAAGGAAUGGCCACAGCGAAGCAGAGACUGGGGAAGAUCCUGAAACUCAACAGACACAGUCGGGUCUUUGUGUAACACUCCAAACAAACAAACAAAAGAUUCACGCGGAUGUAAAAGAAGAAGAAACGUGUGUGUAUUUGUUAUCGGACACUUUUUGUGCUGUAGAACUGGGAGGAAAAAAACAAAAACAUUAAAAAAAACAAAAACAAAAAAAAGACACACACACACUGCCUGGAGACGACCGUAACUGAACGAACCUUGACACGUGAAUUAAAAUAAAAUAAAAAAAGAAAACACGCUCACUGUGCAUGCUUAGGAGACAGGGUAUUUGAUUUGAUAAGCAAGUGCACGACUUCACUACAAGCACAUUCAAGAACAAAACAGAAAAAAAAGGAGCGAUGCCGAGCAUGUUAUGAAAAGUUGUGCUGCAGGGAAAAGGUGGACUGAAGCUCCUGCGGGCAUUCGAAUGGACAACGGAGACGUAGGAGGUCUACCAAACAAACAAACAAACAAACAAACAAACAACGGAAAUGCUCGCUUUGCCGGGGGAGCAGCAAGAUAUCUACUGCUUCGGAUGCCAAGAUCAUCUGCAUCACAUUUACUAAUAUUUCCUCUCUGCUGAACGCAGCCUCGCCUCCCUCCCUCCCUCCACACAACCUUUUAUUUGCUUCAUGGACGAACUGAGCAGGACGGGAGGAGCAGAUGAAACAAAGCUGUAUCUCCAGCAGGGUCUAUUUUUUUUUAUUUUAUUUUCUUCUCUUCCCCUCUGGCCCUGGAGGGAGGAAAACGAGGUGCUAAAAAGGAGAACUGAUAUUUCGAAAUGGUGCUUUAUUGUUUGUAUUUUUCUCCACUCAUGCUUGUCCCUUCCUCCCCGACUUCCCCCCCCUUUUAUCUCAAUCACACCAGCAAUAAUGACUUUGAGGAGAGGACGGAGCGAGAGGCAGCACUCUGACGCAUUUUAUUGACUGACUCCAGAUCAGUCCUGGUCUUCAGACCGGACUCGUCUUGGAAUCAGACGUGUUUUUACUCCGACAAAGAGGACUCUGGGUUGAGUAUUAGCUACCUAAGUAGGCGAUAUACCAGUGUUGUAGUACUCAAGAUUGGUCUUGGUCUCUACCAGUCUCAAGACGACUUUUUGAAGGUCUCAUCUCGGAAUUUUUUUCUCGGUCUGCCUUGGUCUUGGUCUUGAUCUCAGUUGAGGUGGACUUGACCUUCACUCAGUCUUGACUACAGACUGCUAUAAACUGUCUGGUCUUGACUUUGCUCCAAGUCUUGGACAUCUCUCGUUCUCGAUGUCCUCUGGUCUCGGUCUUGACUUGGUCUGGUACGUUACAGACUGCACAAAUCAACCUGCACUCAGCUGUUUUUGAUAGUUCGACUCCGUGUUUCGUCGUCUGCUCAAAGUGCUGCCUCUCUGGAUUUGUUUGAAAAUAGGAAUUACGAGUCAUUCGCUCUUUAAAAGAAAAAAAAAAGAAGAAAAAGACGAAUGACUGCUUAAUUUAUUUCUCGUUUUUAUCUGUGAUGUUGAUUUUCUUUUUUUAUGUGUUAUUUUUAUGAAUUCUGAAUGAUGUAUUUAUUAAUUGAAAGAGAUGAUUUUAUUAUAUUUGAACCCCUCGGCUAUUCUGAGGUGUUUUUUUUUUCUUUUAUGGGGGUUUUCUUCUUUUCUUUGAUUUUUAACAUACUUUUUUGUAAAUGUGGAUGUUUUUAGAGUUUGUGUGAUCAUCAUCUGUUGAGUAGCAAUUCACCCACAACUCUUUUACUACCUUCAACUCUUCCCCACGCCUUUCUCCUCCUCCUCAUUACCCAGUUUGAAUAGAUCCUGUGUUGACUCGUCUGUUCUGGUUUCCUCUUCUCCCUGUAGCCAGAGGUGUUGGGCUAUGUGCGAAUAGAAACUAGGUUAGGUUUUUUUUUUUCUAAAAAAAGAAAACUACUUCCAUAUUUACACCUGAGCUUUUUCAACUAGUGCCACUUCUCAUUUAGCAAAAAAAAAAAAAGUAUUCUGAGCCACUGUGGUCGAUCCAAAGUAGUCGAUGCAUUCAGAAGAAGAAGAACGUUUGAGGAACUUCAACGAGUGACUGAGGUUUUAUCCUUUUUUAUUAAAAAAAAAAAAA
Messenger RNA from Larimichthys crocea (large yellow croaker), 4731 nucleotides. RefSeq names its product lysine (K)-specific demethylase 7Aa (gene kdm7aa). The coding region runs from base 92 to 2695 and encodes 867 amino acids. The transcript is spliced from 18 exons. The record is from RefSeq and is a predicted model, not a curated record. NCBI's taxonomy places the organism in Eukaryota, Metazoa, Chordata, Actinopteri, Sciaenidae.